CAAACAUGGUGAAACUGAUAAAGGAGAUACCGAAUACCAUCAUCGAGAAGGACCACAAUCACUAUGGAAAGAAUAAGAGUGCUCUUGAUGGAGAAAGGGUUCGCGACAUAGAGAGAGUUCGCAAUGUAGUAAUUAUCUGUCCAAGAAAGCAUGAUAAGACAAAACUCUUGGAUUCUUUGUUACCAUCUCGUGGUACUGGAGCUAGAGCUGAGGAGGAAGGGGCAGGUGAAUCAGGGGACCUCUCCUUUUGCUAUGACAUGCAAGUUGGCAAUGUGCAGAAAGAUGACCAUACUUUCUUCAUCAACAUAAUCGAUUCACCGGGGCACGCGGAUGCCCCUUCCAAAGCCACAAGUGCAUUGACUUUAGCUGAUGGAGCUAUAUUGUUAGUUGAUGAGGGUGUUUCCCUUCAUCAGGGAGGCCUGAUCAAACAUGCUGUUAGUGAGAGAAUCAAGACCGUUCUUUCACUAAAUAUUUUGGAUUCAUGGCUGUACAGAUCAAUUGAUGACGGAGAGGAAGUAUACCAGGGCCUCUUUCAGGCUAUCAAGAACAUCAAUGAGGUGAUGGAGAGUUAUGAUGAUAAGCUCCUUGGUGAUCUCACUUUCAGCCCAGAAAAGGGAACUGUGGCUUUUACCAGCAUGUCUUAUGGCUGGGGCUUUACCCUUACAAGUUUCUCGAAGAUGCUUGCACCACUGUUCCAGCUCGAUGAAGCUUUUAUAAGGAAGAAAAUAUGGGGGGAUAACUUUUUUGACAUGAAAACCAUGACAUGGACCAGCAAAAACACAGGGUCUCCUUCGUGCUUGAGAGGAUUUUUUCUUCAUUAGAAAUCUUCUUAGUGAGAAAAGCAUGAUCUUUUACCAAGUUAUCAUGAGUAACACAAAGUUCCUCAUGAACCAAUUUUAGCUCCUCAUGUGAA
This is a messenger RNA of Sorghum bicolor (sorghum), 913 nucleotides long. RefSeq names its product elongation factor 2. Gene Ontology annotation, molecular function: GTP binding; translation elongation factor activity; ribosome binding. The transcript has 2 exons. NCBI's taxonomy places the organism in Eukaryota, Viridiplantae, Streptophyta, Magnoliopsida, Poales, Poaceae. The record is from RefSeq and is a predicted model, not a curated record. Gene Ontology annotation, biological process: translational elongation. Bases 6 to 821 code for a protein of 271 amino acids. Gene Ontology annotation, cellular component: ribonucleoprotein complex; cytosol.